Molecule: messenger RNA, 5247 nt
Organism: Rubroshorea leprosula
Lineage: Eukaryota; Viridiplantae; Streptophyta; Magnoliopsida; Malvales; Dipterocarpaceae
Source: the annotation of a GenBank genome assembly
UGUAAAAAUUGAAAAAUUUCAAAAAUUAUUCUUGAUUACAUCACUAGAGGCACCAAAAAUAAUAAAAAAUAACUUCAAAUUUCUAACACAACGUAAAUAAUUCUUGAAGAUUAACAUUCUCGAAAGAUAUGGGUCAGGUAGACAUGGUUCAGGUCGACUUGGACCCAGAGCAGUCAAUACAGCUUGAAAAGAAUGAGGAGGUUGGAUCGUGUGAUAAGAAGAAGGGGCAGAAGGGGACGGUGGACAGUGUAGGGGAACAAUCACAAGAGGCAAUCAUUGAUUUUACCCCGACGCAGGAGGAGCUUCACUGGCUGGAAGGAGGUAUGGUGGCAAUAUUGAAGUCCUUAAUGUCAAUCUCAAACAUUCAGGAGAGAAUCGAUGUGGAUGGAGGUUUGAUUAUGGUAUCACCAUUAGGGGGCAGGUCAGUGCUGUUACUUGAAAGAGUGAAAGGUUAUCUGGGUAAGUACAUGGAACAGAAUAAAGAAUUGUGCGAUGCUUGGUUUGAAUCCAUACAGCCAUGGGCAGUGGCGUCCCCGCAGAGAAGUAGACUAGUGUGGGUACGAAUUUCAGGGAUCCCGUUGAAAGCUUGGUGUGAGAGGUGCAUCACAUUGAUCGGAGGUACAGUGGGCGAGGUGGUGAUGGUGCAUGAUGAUACCAAAAAGAAGUCUUUUCUGUGUGAAGGAAGAGUUCUAGUGUUAUGUACUGAUGCAACCAAAAUAGCAAAAUUGGUACAAUUGAAGAUCGAAGGCCAGAUUCAUGAGGUAUGGGUGUCGGAGGAAGAAUGGAGAUCAGACCCCGAUUGGUGGUUAUCGGACGGUGAUCGGCGGAGCUCUUCAGGUGCAUCAUCGGAAGAUUCCGUAUCUCAAAUUGGUGAAGAAGAUCAGGAAAUUAAUAUUGCCGAGAUUAGUGCCGAAGAAGAGGAUAGCAUUGAUUCGGAGCAGUUUCAGAUGGAAGGAAAUUUGAAUUCAAAUAGUAGGGAGAUAACGGCUCAGGAGGAAUAUGGAAUGAAUGGCGGGAUUGAACAGGGUAUGGAUGAUAGGGGGAUAGUGGACUCGAUUGGGCUUGUGAAGGAUAAUGAGUUGAUAGCUGAUAAUGGGCCGGGGGUUAACUUUACAGGGAUGGUCGAAAAUUGCAAAAGCUUAGGGCCCAAAGUCAUAGUUCUAGAAGAAGCAACACGUGAUAAGGAUAGGAAAGAAGUGAUGGGUAAAAGGAUGAGAAAGCUUGCGGAUUGUGAUCCACAAGAAGGGAGAGAAACUCGAGAAGAACAAGCAAUCUGGGUUACCAGACGGUUGAAACAGAGACAAGCAAGGAGGAUGAAAGCCCAGCAGCAGCCAGAGGAAGCGAGUCGGUCCCAGCAAGAAUUAAGGAGUGAUUCUCUUUCAGAUGGGUGUAUUGCUCACCGGAACCGUGUGAUUCACCAGGAACUAAAUCUGCAAGAGGUAAGAAGAAUGAUUAGAGCUGGGCGAAGGCUCGGCAUGCAGUUUCAAGGGAAUGAAGAGGAGGUAGGGUGGAAGUGGGUUUUGCUUGCAAUGAAGUUUAUUUCUUUUAAUGUUAGAGGAUUGGGGGGAACGGUGAAGAGGAGGGAGUUGGGUAAUUUAGUAAGGGCAGAGAAACCAGAUUUUCUAUUUGUCCAGGAAACCAAAUUACAAGAGAUAGAUGAAGGACUGUGUCAAAGGUUGUGGUAUUUAGAUGAGUUCGGAUGGAGUAUGAAAAGUUCGAUUGGAGCUUCCGGAGGUUUGUUGUGUGUGUGGAAUAUGUCAAUUUUUGUCAAAUUGGAGGAGUUUGUAGGUGACGGGUUCUUGGGUAUAAAAGGAGUUUGGGGUGUAAAUAAGGAACCGUGUCUGUUUGUGAAUGUGUAUGGCCCGACUGAUAGAAGGAGAAAGGCUGCGUUAUGGGAUGAGCUGAGGCAGAGAAUUACAGAGGAGGGUGGGAGAUGGUUGCUGGCAGGGGAUUUCAAUGCUGUGCGGUGUCUUGAAGAAAGAAGGGGAAGAACAGGUAUGAGUGUAGAGAUGUCGGAGUUUGAUGCUUUCAUAGAGACAACAGGUUUGGUUGAUCUUAAGUUGGCCAAUAGGAAGUUUACAUGGUAUAGACCGGAUGGUACAUCCAUGAGUAGAUUGGAUAGGGUAUUGAUGACUGUGGAGAUGAGCAGUAUGGGUGAGGAAUGGGUGCAGAAGGGGCUGAGGAGAAAUAUAUCUGAUCAUUGUGCUAUUAUUUUAAAAACAAGAGUUACGGAUUGGGGACCAAGACCUUUUAGGGUGUUGGACGUUUGGCAGCAACAUCUAGAUUUUAAGAAAUUCGUUGAAGACAACUGGAAUGAGAUGGAGGUGGAUGGGUUUGCGGGGUAUAGGUAUUUACAGAAAUUAAAAAUGUUGAAGAAGUUUUUGAAAGGGUGGAAUAAGGAAGUGUUCGGGGAUGUAGAAGCUCAAUUUCAGGAUGCUAUUGAUAAGGUUGCUCAGAUUGAUAUGAAGAAUGAAGAGGCUGAUUUGGAAGUGGAAGAGUUGGCUGAAAGAAAAGAAGGCUUUCAUGAAAUGUGGGAUAUUAUGAAGAAGAGGGAGAUUAUAUGGAAGCAGAAAUCACGAUGUAGCUGGGCCAAAUUAGGGGAUGCUAAUACGAGGUUCUUCCACAAAGUAGCAAAUGGUAGAAAGGCUUUUAAUAACAUUAAUGGCUUCGUGUGUGAUGGCAAGUGGGUGGAGGAGCCAGUGGAGGUGAAGAGAGAGGUUGUCAGGUAUUUUGGUAAGAGGUUUGACGGAGAAUCCUGGCGACGACCCAAGCCUGUCGGAAUUAAUUUUAAGCAGAUCUCGGAAGAGAUGAAAACAGGGUUAGAAAGGCCAUUUUCUGAAGAGGAGAUUGAGGAAGGGUUGAAGAGUUGUGAGGGAGCUAAAGCACCAGGGCCGGAUGGAUUCAAUUUUAAUUUUCUCAAAUUUGCGUGGAAUUGUUUGAAGGCAGAUUUUAUGAGCUUUUUUGAGGAAUUUCACCAGAAUGGCAGGCUAAAGGGUGUAAUGUCAGGGAUAAUUAGUGACUCUCAAUCUGCUUUUCUGGGGGGUCGUCAAUUGGUUGAUAGUGUUUUAGUUCUAAAUGAGGUUGUCGAUGAAGUUAAGUUGAAGAAACAAAAGUCUUUCGUUUUUAAAGCUGAUUUCGAAAAGGCGUAUGACUGUGUAGAUUGGGCAUACUUGGAUUGGAUGUUGUGCAGGAUGGGAUUUGGAAUGAAAUGGCGUGGAUGGAUUAGGGAGUGUCUGUCAACAGCAAGGAUUUCGGUUUUAGUGAAUGGAAGUCCGACGGAGGAGUUUGGGAUGGGUAAAGGUUUAAGGCAGGGCGACCCGUUAUCCCCGUUUCUUUUUCUGAUAGUUGCUGAGGGGUUAAAUGGAUUAGUUAGGAGAGCAGAAGCUGAAGGAAUGUUACAUGGCAUCGCAGUGGGUAAUAAGGGGUUAAUUGUCUCUUUGCUUCAAUUUGCUAAUGAUACGGUGAUUUUGGGGAAUGCUGACAGUGAGAAUAUAUUUGCAGUUAAGACCAUUUUAAGAUGCUUCGAGUUGAUGUCUGGUUUACGGAUUAAUUUUUGCAAGAGUAGUGUGGCCAGAUUCAAUGUGUCAGAAAGAUGGAUUAAAGGGGCAGCAAGUGUCUUACAUUGUGGUGUUGGGGGAACUUCUUUUUGGUACUUGGGGUUGCCGGUUGGUGGGAAGAUAAAAUGUAAGAAGAUGUGGGAACCUGUUCUGGAAAAAUUUCGGGCCAGGCUUGCCAUCUGGAAGUCUUCUACGCUGUCCUCUGGUGGCCGCAUCACUCUACUCCACUCGAUACUCUCUGCUAUCCCUAUCUUUUAUAUGUCGUUAUUUUUAAUGCCAAAGUGUGUGGUUUCGGAGUUGAUUAGUAUUCAACGGGCUUUUUUGUGGGGUGGGGUGGAGUUAAAGAGGCAAAUUCCAUGGGUUAAGUGGGAGUAUAUUUGUUUAAGUAAGAAUAAGGGUGGGCUAGGAGUGCUAGAUUUAUGUAGGAAGAACUGGGCUUUAUUAGGGAAAUGGUGGUUUAGAUUAGGUGAUGGGGUGGAGGGUUUGUGGAAGAAGGUGGUGCGGGAGAAGUAUUAUGGGGGCAGGGAGGAAGUAGAUAUUACGACGUUUGAGAAUGUGAGGGUGUCUAAGAUUUGGAGAGAUAUUAUCAAUAUAGGACAACGAUCUGUAAGAUCACAAGAUUUGUUGAGCAAGGGGUUCAAGUGGGUGGUAGGGAAUGGCUAUCGAGUGGGGUUCUGGAGGUCGGUUUGGGUGGGGGAGAAAUCUUUAAAGGAAUUGUGUCCUCGAUUGUUUGAGUUGGCCAUAAAUAAGGAGGGUUUUCUUAGUGAGAUUGGGGGUUGGGAGGAGGGUAGUUGGCGAUGGAAUAUAAUUUGGCGGAGAGAGAGGUUUGGAAGAGAGAAGGAUGAGGAACUAAAGUUGUGGGAGGUGUUGAGUAGCGUUUGCAUUAAGGUGGGGGUUGCAGAUCGUUGGCGGUGGAGGCAUGCUUCAGAUGGGAUGUAUGUGGUGAAACAAGCCUAUGAGUUUUUACAACCGACGGAUUCUAUUCUUAAUGAUUGGCUGUGUAAGUUAAUUUGGUGCCGGUUAGUACCUUCUAAGGUAAGUUUCUUUGGGUGGAGAUUAUGCCUUCAGAGACUUCCAACAAAAUGGAAUUUGCACAAGAAAGGGGUGGUGUUAGAAGGAGGCUUAAUGUGUGGGCUGUGUAAUGAGGAGGUGGAAGAUACUAAUCAUCUGUUUUGUACAUGUAAAGAAGUCUGGUUAAUUUGGGUUAAGGUAAUGUCUUGGUGGGGAGUAGAGGUUGUGCUGCCGUCUAGUCUGGAGGGGGUAGCAGAAUUUUUCAUCUAUGGAUUGGGUGAGGUUGUAGGGAAGGAAUUGGGAGCAAGUAUUUUUCUGGUUACAUCAUGGUAUAUCUGGUAUUGGAGGAAUUGUAGAGUUUUCAAGGGAGAUGUGGCCUUUAGGGAGGGGUUGUUGGAUAUGUUACAGGAAAAGAUUUUCUUCUGGGUCAAGAAUAAAGUGCAGGGAUGUGUAUUUUCUGUUUGUGAUUGGAAGGUAAAUCCGCAAGAGUGUGCUGCAGCUAUGAGAAAUUAUAAGAGGAGGCAAAAGGAGUUUCACCAGCACCAAAAAGGACGGCUAUAGAUGGUGAAGUAGCCUGAGGUUUCUUUUGCUAUUAUUUGGUUUCUGUUAGUUAUAAUUUAAUUUUGUAACUGGGUUAGAGUACCCCUUGUACUCUACAUAAUAAAGUUGAUUUUGCUGA